Messenger RNA from Ricinus communis (castor bean), 483 nucleotides. RefSeq lists its product as uncharacterized. NCBI's taxonomy places the organism in Eukaryota, Viridiplantae, Streptophyta, Magnoliopsida, Malpighiales, Euphorbiaceae. Bases 1 to 483 code for a protein of 160 amino acids. The record is from RefSeq and is a predicted model, not a curated record. The transcript has a single exon.
AUGGUUGCAGAUGCUUUAUCACGUAGGUAUGCACUACUUUCUACUCUAGAUGCAAAAUUGUUGGGAUUUGAAUACAUUAAAGACCUAUAUGUUGAUGAUGCUGAUUUUGGUAAUGUGUUUAAUGCUUGUGAGAAAGUAGCUUUUGGGAAGUUCUAUAGGCAUGAUGGAUUUUUAUUUAAAGACAGCAAACUAUGUGUGCCUAAUUCUUCUUUAUGUGAGUUGCUUGUGAAAGAAGCCUAUGGGGGCCGGUUGAUGGGGCAUUUUAGGAUCGCUAAGACUUAUAAUGUUUUAAUUAAAUACUUCUUUUGGCCUAAUCUAAAACGUGAUGUUAUGCGUAUUUGUGAAAGAUGUGUUACAUGUCAACAGGCUAAGUCUAAAGUUAAGCCUCAUGGUUUGUACACUCUUUUGCCUAUCCCUAGUGAACCUUGGGUUGAUAACUCCAUGGACUUUGUAUUAGGUUUGCCUAGGAAAAAGAACGGGUAA